GGGUUCCUAUAGACCCACCGACUCCGCCGCUCCCUCCGUUACUAGGCCGCAACACCGGAAACAGGAAGUAACGCGGAGCCGGAUGCGGAAGUUGCUUCGGCUCCUCCUACUUCCGCCAAUACCGGAAGUGGGAGGGAUCCAAGAUGGCGGCCGCCGAGGAACUACCGGAGUUGGUUGUGUUACGGAUCCUGAAGCUUCUGCCGUUCCGAGAUCGGCUGCGAGCGGCCAGGUUGGGAUCCGGCCGCCAUCUUUGGGGCUUUGCGGAUCUUCUUCCGGCUUUACCCCCGUUCCUCUCCUCCCUCACCACCCGCUGCCCCCACCUCCACCACCUCUCCCUGACCGAAGCCGACCUCCAUCCCAUCCCAUACCCCACCCUCCCCCCAUCCCUCACCUCUUUGGAGCUGCGUUGCUGUGAGAUCCCUUCCAUAUGGUUCAAUGGACCGGCCGCCCCUCGCCUCCAUCGCCUCAAGCUCUAUAACAUCCCGGCCUUCACCGACUCCCACCUCCUCAACGUCUCCUCCCAUCGCAACCUGAAGACGUUGAGCCUUUCAGGGACGUAUCGUGUGACAGACAAGGGCAUAGAAAGAGCAGCUCCAUACCUGGAAAGCCUGGAACACCUGGAGCUCCAUCACUGCACCCUGAGCGACUCAGCCCUUCAUUCCAUUGCCCGUCAUAUGAACCAACUCCGGAUCCUUCGCGUCACCUCCAUUCCCAACCUGACUGAUUCAGGCCUGGCUUCUUUAGCCACCUUAGAACGUAUAGAGAAGCUCCAUUUGGAUCUAUACAAUGAGUUCAGCCUAUGUGCUGUUGUUACUCUAUGCCAAGGACUGCCCAGGCUGAGCAGCCUCACGUUGGAUGGGGUUCAACCUGAGGAUGAAGCAUUGGGUGGAAUUAAGGCAGGUCUGAGUUACUGCAGCUUCACAGCCCCACCUUGAGACCAGGCCUUAAUCCAGGUUAGAGCUGCAGCUUGAAGGGCCUGAAUCCAGGUUAGACUCCAUUCAUCUCCUAUUGAGGUGACUCCAUUCAUCCCUUGUUGAGGUGCAGCUUUAGGGCUCCAUUCAGCUCUAGGGCUCCAUUCAUCCCUUCUUGAGGUGGCUCCAUUCAUCCCCUAUUGAGCUGCAGCUUUAGGGCUCCAUUCAUCCCUUAUUGAGGUGCUGUUCUAUGGGGUGAAGGCUGUUUCCCCCCUCUUAUUUUGGCUUCACAGCCCCCCCUUGAGACCAGGCCUUAAUCCAGGUUAGAGCUGCAGCUUGAAGGGACUUAAUCCAGGUUAGACUCCAUUCAUCCCUUAUUGAGGUGCAGCUUUAGGGCUCCAUUCAGCUCUAGGGCUCCAUUCAUCCCCUUAUUGAGGUGGUUCCAUUCAUCCCCUAUUGAGGUGGCUCCAUUCAUCCCUUCUUGAGCUGCAGCUCUAGGGCUCCAUUCAUCCCUUAUUGAGGUGGUUCCAUUCAUCCCUUAUUGAGGUGCAGCUUUAGGGCUCCAUUCAUUCCUUAUUGAGCUGCAGCUUUAGGGCUCCAUUCAGCUCUAGGGCUCCAUUCAUCCCCUAUUGAGGUGCAGCUUUAGGGCUCCAUUCAGCUUUAGGGCUCCAUUCAGCUUUAGGGCUCCAUUCAUCCCCUAUUGAAGUGACUCCAUUCAUCCCUUAUUGGGGUGCAACUUAGGGCUCCAUUCAGCUCUAGGGCUCCAUUCAUCCCUUAUUGAGGUGCAGCUUUAGGGCUCCAUUCAUCCCUUAUUAAGGUGCAGCUCUAGGACUCCAUUCAUCCCUUAUUGAAGUACAGCUUUAGGGCUCCAUUCAUCUUUAGGGCUCCAUUCAUCCCUUACUGAGGUGCAACUUAGGGCUUCAUUCAGCUUUAGGGCUCCAUUCAUCCCUUAUUAAGGUGCUGCUUUAGGGCUCCAUUCAUCCCCUAUUGAAGUGACUCCAUUCAUCCCUUAUUGAGGUGCAGCUUUAGGGCUCCAUUCAUCCCCUAUUGAGGUGACUCCAUUCAUCCCCUAUUGAGGUGACUCCAUUCAUCCCCUAUUGAGGUGUAGCCUUAGGUCUCCAUUCAGCUUUAGGGCUCCAUUCAUCCCCUAUUGAGGUGGCUCCAUUCAUCCCUUAUUGGGGUGCAACUUAGGGCUCCAUUCAGCUCUAGGGCUCCAUUCAUCCCCUAUUGAGGUGGCUCCAUUCAUCCCUAUUGAGGUGCUGCCCUAUGGGGGGAAGCCCUUUUCUCACCUUGACCCUAUAAGUCUCAUCCUGACCCUAAAAUGCUCCCCAUAAAACCCCAUAAGAAACCCCAUAGAUUCAUGCCCCCCCCAUCUCUGCCCCAUCUCUGCCCCAUAGCUGUGUGUUGUGCAAUGUUGUGCAAUGGGGGCACUGACCCCAUAUGACGAAAUCCCAAAUCGCCCCGA
Messenger RNA from Coturnix japonica (Japanese quail), 2376 nucleotides. NCBI's taxonomy places the organism in Eukaryota, Metazoa, Chordata, Aves, Galliformes, Phasianidae. The record is from RefSeq and is a predicted model, not a curated record.